This is a messenger RNA of Danio rerio (zebrafish), 768 nucleotides long. RefSeq names its product gametogenetin binding protein 2 (gene ggnbp2). Lineage: Eukaryota; Metazoa; Chordata; Actinopteri; Cypriniformes; Danionidae. The record is from RefSeq and is marked validated.
ACAGAAUGAAUCUGAAGUGACCUCAGAUGACGAGACCUGCCUGACGCAGGACGAGAUCCAGUCAUUCGUAGAGAGCAACAAAUCUUUCUACCGCACACGAGACCAGUACAGACAGCACCUCAAAGAUCGCUUCACCAAAUACUGCCGCGGAGAGUGGCUGCCCACCACCAGCGUCAACUAGCACACUAACUCACCUCUUUUUCUAGAAAACACUCAUGAUCACUGCUGCAUUGUCGCUUUCUUCAGGCAAGAAUUUGGGAAAAUGAAAUGGGUGACACGAUGAGUUUCAGCGCUGUAUUUGAUGUUCAUGUUUGUUGGGUAAAUUUACACUUCGUAUUCGUAUCUAUAUAUACACACACACACACUUACACACACGUCUUCCCCUUCAGCCGUUUCCUCUCACUCUCUCAACCAAUCACAGCUGGCUUUGUUUUCCUUUCUCUGUUGAAGCGUGGAUUUAGAGAGCAGGUCGUUGUUAAAAUGAUAAUCAAGCUUGCAGGCCUUGACUGUAGGGUUAGAUGUCGGUAGUCUUAAUGUAUUGUUUGUAAAGCAUUUCUUUUUGUUUUGUUUCCCCCUCCCAAACUGUUUCUCUGACUGUGACAAUUUUAGUGGCGAGAAUCGUACCAAUAAAUGUGUACAGAAAUGAAAUCUAAAAUGAAAGCAAAUUUUACAGGAAGAUGAAAAACCUCCAUUUAUAAAGGAAGAUGGGUUGUGAUGUUGAAAGCAAUGUGCGAAAUUUACUAAAUAAAGAAUAUUUAUUAAUAUGCA